Messenger RNA from Gavia stellata (red-throated loon), 2001 nucleotides. RefSeq names its product keratin, type II cytoskeletal 3-like. The record is from RefSeq and is a predicted model, not a curated record. The transcript has 10 exons. Gene Ontology annotation, cellular component: keratin filament. The coding region runs from base 1 to 2001 and encodes 666 amino acids. Gene Ontology annotation, biological process: intermediate filament organization; keratinization. Gene Ontology annotation, molecular function: structural constituent of skin epidermis. NCBI's taxonomy places the organism in Eukaryota, Metazoa, Chordata, Aves, Gaviiformes, Gaviidae.
AUGUCUCGGCAGUCUAGCUGCAGAAGCUUUGGAGGCGGGAGUAGAAAGGGCUACAGCUCUUGCUCGGCCAUCGGUGGUGGCUUUGGAGGAGGUGGCGGCAGAAGCAGGAUCAGUUACAGCUCAUACUCCUCAUCCAGGGGAGGUGGAGGAGGUGGACGUUGUGGAGGUUUUAGCAGCAGAAGCCUCCAUAACAUGGGUGGCAGCAGAAGAAUUACCGUGGGUGGAUGCUAUGGCGGUGGAGGAUACGGAGGCAGAAUUGGUGGCUUUGGUGGAGGCUACGGAGGAGGAAUGGGUGGCUUUGGCGGAGGAAUGAGUUGUGGAGGAAUGGGUGGUUUUGGUGGAGGAAAGGGUGGCUUUGGUGGAGGAAUGGGUGGCUUUGGUGGAGGAAUGGGUGGUGGUGGAAUGGGUUGUGGAGGAAUGGGCGGCUUUGGUGGAGGAAUGGGUGGUGGUGGAAUGGGUGGUGGAGGAAUGGGUGGCUUUGGUGGAGGAAUGGGCGGUGGAGGAAUGGGCGGUGGAGGAAUGGGCGGCUUUGGUGGCCCUGGCUUCCCUGGAGGCAUCCACCCAGUGCAAGUUGACCAGACCCUCCUACAGCCAGUCCACGUUGAGAUUGAUCCCCAGAUCCAGCAAGUCAAAAACCAGGAGAAGGAGCAGAUUAAGACUCUUAACAAUCAGUUUGCCUGCUUCAUUGAUAAGGUCCGCUUCCUGGAGCAGCAGAACAAGGUCCUCUCCACCAAGUGGGAGCUCCUCCAACAGCAAGGGCCUUCAGGGCCGAGGAAGAACCUUGAUGUCAUCUUUGAAAAUUACAUCCAGAACCUGAAGAGGCAGCUGGACUCAAUCCUGGGACAGAGGGGGCAGCUGGAGUCAGAGCUGCAGAACAUGCGGCAAUACGUGGAGGAGUACAAAACCAAGUACGAAGAAGAAAUCAACAGGCGGACCGCUGCUGAGAACGAGUUUGUGGUGCUCAAGAAGGAUGUGGACUGUGCCUACAUGACUAAAGUAGAGUUGGAAGCCAAGGUGGGAGCUCUGACGGAUGAAAUCAACUUCCUGAGGUGCAUCUAUGAGGAGGAACUGGCUCAGAUGCAGACAAUCAGCCGGGACCUGUCCGUAGUGGUAUCCAUGGACAACAACCGUCACCUGGAUCUGGAGAGCAUCAUCGAGGAGGUCAGGCGUCAGUACGAGCAGAUUGCUCAGAGCAGCAGAGCUGAAGCUGAGGCUUGGUACCAGAGCCGGUAUGAAGAGCUGCAGAGCACUGCUGGAAGGCAUGGGGACAGCCUCCGCAACACCAAGAUAGAGAUCCAAGAGUUGACCAGGAACGUCCAGAGGCUGCGGGCUGAGAUCGAGAACGUGAAGAAGCAGAACCAGCAGCUGCAGUCAGCUAUUGCUGAGGCCGAGGAGCGGGGUGAGAUGGCCCUCAAGGAUGCCAGGAUAAAACUGGAAGAGCUGGAAUGUGCCCUGAGCAAAGACAAAGAGGAGCUGGCUCGCUUGCUGAAGGAGUACCAGGAGCUGCUGAACAUCAAGAUCGCGCUGGAUGUUGAGAUUGCCAUGUACAGGAAGCUGCUGGAGGGAGAGGAGAACAGGCUGUGCAACGAUGGCAUGUCCAACGUCAAUGUCUCUGUGGUAGGCAGGACCAGCAUCUCUGGAGGCAGAGGAGGCAUGGGAGGAGGCUUCGGAGGCAGCGGCAUGGGAGGAGGCUUUGGAGGCGGCAGCGGCAUGGGAGGAGGCUUCGGAGGCGGCAGCGGCAUGGGAGGAGGCUUCGGAGGCGGCAGCGGCAUGGGAGGAGGAAUGGGAGGAGGCAUAUGUGGAGUAGGAGGAAGCUUUGGAGGUGGAAGCAUGGGCGGCAGCUGUGGAAUGGGAGGAGGAAUGUACGGCGGUGGCUUCUCUUCUGGAAGCGGAAGGAUGUGCGGCUCUGGAGGUGGCAACUUCAGCUCCGGAGGGGGAUCGUCCUCCGUACGGAGAUGUGUCACGACCACCUCCGUCAAAUCUUCAGGAGUGAGAUUCUGA